UGUUGUAUACAAAUACAGCCUGCUUCGUGUUGGGUUGGGUUUCUGGUUUACAUUGCCAUUUCCUGUGAUGCCCUAAAGAAAGACAGAAAUAAUAACAACGGCAACUAAUGGAAGAAGAGGACACCACCACUGUAAUUCCACAAAGACAGCAAGAUUUCGGAAAGAUGCAAUACGGAUGUGAACAUUACCGGAGACGAUGCAAACUUCGAGCCCCAUGCUGUGAUCAGAUAUUUUCCUGCCGUCACUGUCACAACGAGGCCACCAGUGCUCUGAGCAACGUGAAGGAUCGUCAUGAACUCGUUAGACACGAAAUUAAGCAAGUUAUUUGUUCAGUUUGUGAUACCGAACAGCAGGUCGCCCAGAUUUGUUCAAAAUGCAACGUCAAGAUGGGAGAAUAUUUUUGUGUAAUUUGCAAAUUCUAUGAUGAUGAUACUGACAAGAAGCAUUUUCAUUGUGACGAAUGUGGCAUUUGUAGAGUAGGUGGGCGUGAGAACUUCUUUCACUGCCAGAAGUGUGGAUCCUGCUAUUCGGUGGGUCUACGUGGAAAUCACUCAUGCGUGGAGAACUCUAUGAAGAAUCAGUGCCCUAUUUGUUAUGAGUAUCUUUUUGACUCGGUCAAAGGCACAACAAUUAUGAAGUGUGGACACACAAUGCAUAUGGAAUGCAAUGUUGAGAUGAUGAAACAAAAUCAGUAUCGUUGUCCCAUCUGCUCCAAGACAGUGUUUGACAUGUCUAGAACAUGGGAAAGAUUAAAUGAGGAGAUUGAAGCCACUGCCAUGCCCCAAGAGUACCAGUAUGAGGUUCCGAUUCUUUGCAACGAUUGCAACAAUACCAGUAAAGCGUUGUUUCACAUUUUUGGGCACAAGUGUUGUCACUGCAAAUCAUACAACACCCGUGUGAUUGCAACAAGGGACCAUCAGCAACAACCUUAAUUCAGUUUUUUACAAUGCGCAUUAUAUUCUCCUUAAUUAGCUGUUGUACCUUUUUUGUCCCAGUAACAUUCAUUUUUUAGCUGAUUUUCUGCUGAAUUGUGUAACCUGAAUAGUUUAUUGUUGUUGCGACUUGCAUUACGAUAUGAAUGAUUUUAGAAAUCUUGCUUAGGA
Molecule: messenger RNA, 1103 nt
Organism: Cornus florida
Lineage: Eukaryota; Viridiplantae; Streptophyta; Magnoliopsida; Cornales; Cornaceae
Product: E3 ubiquitin-protein ligase MIEL1-like
Exons: 12
Coding region: 108-932 (274 amino acids)
Biological process (GO): protein ubiquitination; ubiquitin-dependent protein catabolic process
Cellular component (GO): nucleus
Molecular function (GO): zinc ion binding; ubiquitin protein ligase activity
Source: RefSeq, a predicted model, not a curated record